GUUCGUUGUGAACUAUAAAGACUCGGACCUAGCCAAAGGUCUCAUCAUCCAGCUGAAAAUUUACAAUCACAUACGCAUAUUAGCAUAGACUCAAGGCAAAAUGGUGAACAUCGAUACAAGCAGAAUCUACGUCCUGAAGAACAGCUUCACAGCUGCAGCUAAAAUACUUGCCCUAUCAGGAAAUGGCAACUCUCUCUCCAUGGUAGACGCAAGCAAUGUUACUACCAACAGCCUCUGGUUUCUUACUCCGACGAACUCAGCUAGCUACUAUCGCCUACACACUAUCGCCAAUGGUGUGCAGCAGUCACUUGAUGUCAUUAAUGACAAUGGAGUGAAUAGUGUCAACCUUCAUUUUGCCAGUACUGGAGAAUACAGUGGCCAAUAUUGGAGAUUCGACCAGUGGAACACGAAUCCUGCCUAUCCGUACCGGCUGAGCAACAGCUUCACGGGAACAGGUCAACACCUAGACGUGUAUUCCGACACUUACCAGGCUCAUCUGGCUGGCGGCGAUUACUCUGGGCAGCAUUGGGCUCUGGUUCCUUCAAAUACUGUUGUCGUGACCCAGUCUUGAUGACAGCGCGCGUUAGGGACUUGUCGCUAUCUUUCAGAUCAGAGGGCAUUUCAACCUAUGUACUCCUAGAUAUUUGUCGAUUCUCUUUCGGUAUCAGAAAUAGGGAUAUCAGGUACAGGGUGUUUUAUAGCAACUACAUGAAUGGAAUGACUUAAUCACAGAGCGACCUAAUUCUAAACAUAGUACAUGUCAUCCCCAUUUUUACUGUUGAAUAGGUAGAGUAACCCAAGUCAAUAGUAUCAUUUAGUGUGCAAUACGAAUGACUUAGAAGCCCAAUCAAUUGGUG
This is a messenger RNA of Trichoderma harzianum CBS 226.95, 857 nucleotides long. RefSeq lists its product as hypothetical. NCBI's taxonomy places the organism in Eukaryota, Fungi, Ascomycota, Sordariomycetes, Hypocreales, Hypocreaceae. The record is from RefSeq and is a predicted model, not a curated record. Bases 101 to 571 code for a protein of 156 amino acids. The transcript has 2 exons.